This is a messenger RNA of Acanthocheilonema viteae, 912 nucleotides long. The record is from the annotation of a GenBank genome assembly. Lineage: Eukaryota; Metazoa; Nematoda; Chromadorea; Rhabditida; Onchocercidae.
AUGGAAGAUAAAAUAUCUCACAUUGUUUAUGAGCAAAUUAAAAAUGAUCCACCAAAUAAUCGACGUAUUUUAUCAAUUCAAAGUCAUGUGAUACAUGGAUAUGCUGGCAACAAAUGUAGUGUAUUUCCGAUGCAGUUACAUGGUUAUGAAGUGGAUCCAAUAAAUUCGGUACAAUUUUCCAACCAUUCAGGAUAUAAACUGAUGAGAGGUCAAAUAUUGGAUGGCAUACAACUGAACGAUAUUUAUGAAGGCUUAAAACUGAACAAAAUUAACAACUAUUCACACGUUUUAACAGGAUAUUGUAAGGAUUCGUCAUUUUUGUAUGAAGUUGUUAAUAUAGUCAAAGAUUUGAAGCAAAAGAAUCCAAAUAUUCUUUUCUAUUGUGAUCCUGUAUUGGGUGACAAUGGGCAUUAUUAUGUUCCAAAAGAGUUGAUGCCAAUUUAUCGUGAUGUUGUAAUACCAUUGGCUGAUGUGAUCACACCAAACAUUUUUGAAUUGUCUGAACUCUCUGGUUUAUCGAUAAAUAAUGAGAAUGAAUGCCUGAAAGCAAUUGAUCUGAUGCAUAAAUCUGGUGUUAAAACAGUGGUUGUUUCAAGCGGUUCUGGUGAACAAGCUUUGAAAUAUCGUUUUGAUAUACCGUCAUUACCGGGAAUGUUCGUAGGUACAGGUGAUGUUUUCAUCAGCCUUCUUGUUGUUUGGAUGGAUAAAUUGAACGAUAAUAUUACAGCGGCUAUUCAAAAUGUUAUUGGUACUUUACAGAGUAUACUACGACGAACUCUAAAUAAAGCAUACCAUCAGAGAGAUCCUAAAGAAUAUACUCCAACAUCGGAGGAAUUGGAGCUACAGCUGGUACAAAGUCGUUUAGAUAUACUUGCUCCACAAAUUACAAUUAAGUCAACGAGACUUCAAUAG